GCAAGAGUUCUGAACUGUUAACAACAGCUCUCAUACCCUGCGACAAACCGAACCUUGCCUGGCCCGUUUAAUCUUAAACCCUAACUCUAGUCUCAUCCCGACCAUCAUCUUCGCAAUCUUCCCAACAUCUCCGCUACUGCAAUCGACCAUGCCAGGCGCAGAAGGAGGUCCACCGGAGGUAACUCUCGAAACAUCCAUGGGCUCUUUCACCGUUGAGAUGUACGAUAAGCACGCACCUAGGACUUGCAAAAACUUCAUUGAACUGUCUCGAAGGGGCUACUACAACAACGUUAAGUUUCACAGAAUCAUUAAGGAUUUUAUUGUUCAAGGAGGUGAUCCCACUGGCACUGGUAGAGGUGGAGAAUCUAUUUACGGUUCAAAGUUUGAGGAUGAGAUCACCCCAAAGUUGAAGCAUACGGGAGCUGGUAUCUUAUCUAUGGCUAAUGCUGGUCCGAAUACAAAUGGAAGUCAGUUCUUUAUCACAUUGGCCCCAGCGCAAUCGCUUGAUGGAAAGCACACGAUAUUUGGAAGAGUGUGCAGAGGAAUGGAGAUUGUCAAGAGACUUGGUAGUGUUCAGACUGAUAAUACCGACAGGCCAAUUCAUGACGUGAAGAUACUACGGACAGCAGUUAAGGAUUGACUGGUUCGACAAUAGUCACUGACGUAAAUGCAAAACAGUCUAUUUGCUAUUAUGAGUGAUUCCAUGAAUGUAAUUGAAGGUUGCAUACUAGUGCCAUUUUAACAUGGACUGAAAGUAUUGGUAUCUUGUAAUGUGAUAUUACUACAAAAUGACUAUUUGCUAUUUUGCUAUCUGAUAUUACAACAAACUGACUAUUUGCUUCC
Helianthus annuus (common sunflower) is the source of this 843-nucleotide messenger RNA. Its product is annotated as peptidyl-prolyl cis-trans isomerase CYP18-2. The coding region runs from base 149 to 640 and encodes 163 amino acids. Gene Ontology annotation, molecular function: peptidyl-prolyl cis-trans isomerase activity. The record is from RefSeq and is a predicted model, not a curated record. The transcript has 6 exons. NCBI's taxonomy places the organism in Eukaryota, Viridiplantae, Streptophyta, Magnoliopsida, Asterales, Asteraceae. Gene Ontology annotation, biological process: protein folding; protein peptidyl-prolyl isomerization. Gene Ontology annotation, cellular component: catalytic step 2 spliceosome.